Molecule: messenger RNA, 3694 nt
Organism: Gavialis gangeticus (Gharial)
Lineage: Eukaryota; Metazoa; Chordata; Crocodylia; Gavialidae
Gene: NIBAN3
Product: family with sequence similarity 129 member C
Exons: 14
Coding region: 95-3241 (1048 amino acids)
Source: RefSeq, a predicted model, not a curated record
GCAGAGCCUAACAAAUUGCUCUGUGGGGCAGCUUCUUUCUGCUUAGGACAUUGGACAGGAAGCUUAGGAAACAGGCAGGAUUACAGCGUGGAAGAUGGGAGGGAGGUAUUCCAGACCACUAGAUGGAAAGCAGCGCAGGUACUUGAGAGGUUGCACAGAUGCCAUGGUGAAGAACUUCAUGCCCUAUUACCAACGACAGCUUGCAGCCACUGUUCUGCGAGAGAUCUCGAGGGAGCUGGACACGCAAAGCAAACCCACUCUGCAGCUGCUGCAGAGUCAAGUCUGGAAGCCACCUAACAGUCUUCUACAUGAGGGAUUCCUGACCCAGUAUCAUGAGGACUCCCACAAGUGGAAGGAAAAUUAUUUCAUCCUGUUGGGAGAUUGCAGGCUGGAGUGCUUUGAUAGUAAAGAGGCCUGGGGGAAGGGCUGUGAGCCCAGAGAAUCCACUACUCUGACUGGGUACUUGCUGGUGACCACACAGAGGGAGUACACCACACUGGUUAACGAUCUCUGCCAGGGAUUUGUAGGUGAUUACUCCCAUGAAGACCGAGAUGCUUUAACUGACCCACCAACAGAGUUUCUGCUCUUCCUCUACCACCCGCUCCGAAAGCAUCUUUGUCUUUGCACAGACUCUGUGGAAUCCCAGCAUACCUGGAAAUCUGCCCUUCAAGAUGGGAUCCGAUAUUGCAGUACAGUUUUACAGAGGAGGGACGCUGUGGAGGUUGAAGCGUUCUUGGAAGCUGUGCGGUUUUACAGGCAAGGAAAAGGCAGCUACAAAGUUGGGGAUCUUCUCCUGGGAACAGAACCAGAGAUUCUCAGUAAUGUGUUGGUGGAGGAUUUGUUGCCAGUGCUUCAGUCUCAGGUCCUUCCAAAUCUCAAAGGGUCAGAAAACAGGAGGAGACAGACCUGGUGUCAAUUCCUGGAGGAAGUCUACAUGCUGGUCCUCAGCCAGAUUUCUAGUGAAUUCCUGGAUUUUCAGAAGGAGAAAGAGAAACUCCAUAUUCAGCUAGAGAAGAAGAUUCGCCCUGACCUGGAUCAAAUGCUGACUUUAAAGGAUCAGAUAUCCAGAAAACUCCAAGCUGUGGUGCAGAGCCCAGCAGAGUCCUGCUGUCGGCAGGAAGUGGAGCCUGACUUGGAUUGCGUGAUGGAGGAGCUCAUGCAUCCGAUCAGCCAAGGAUUUGAUAUGGUACGUUCACGCUUUGUGGACAGAGUUGAUGAGAUGAUCACGGUUGUCCAGAGCUCCUCGACCUCUGCCUUGCAGAAGGAGUUUCUCACACUUGGGAAAAUAUCCCAGAACCCUGGAUUCAUGCAUCUCUGUUACGAGAAGGCAGAACUCUAUAAAGACAGCCUGCAGGGACUGAAGGAGAGAUUUAACUUCUACAGCAUGACCAGUUUGGUCCUCAGAGCUCAGAACCUCAUGCAGCAGCUGAUGCAGAAUUCGAUCCAUACGUUCCAGCAACUUUCAGAGCAACACCUGAGCAUGGCAAAUAACCGCAACCAGAUCACUCAGGUUCUAGAAAAGGUCAAGGGUCGGGUGCUAAAGAAAUUUGAUUACGACAGCAGCUCUAUGCGGAAGCAGUUUGCUCAGGAGUGGCUGCUUCAGAUCUUUCUUCCCUUUCUACUGAAGAGCCUGGAGCCCCAGUGUAAAUUGAAGCUGCCCAAGUAUGAAAGUUACGUGUUUGCUGACUUCAGUGACAUCAUAAACGUUGAAAAUAUUUAUGAAGAAAUGGUUCUGGCUAUAUUGAUGGAGGCAGUCAGCAAAGCCCUGAAAAAAGCCUCCAGUCAGAACAGACACAAUCUUUACAGUGACAGCUUCUCCUGUGUUCCGGACAGUGUGGACAACCUGCAGCGGGAUGCAGCCUCUGAAAUGAGGACAGGAGUCGAAGGUGGUAGUGCUCCAUCAGACAUUGUGACCCCUAUCCCCUUUCAUGUCAGAGAAACUGUGUUAGACGUGCGAGAGUGGGAAUAUGAAGGAGGCUGUGGUUGGGUUGCAAACUUUCCAAAAGAUGAAGACCAGAUCUGCCUACAGGUUUCCACAGAGGCGCUCUGUACAGCAGAAAAAUCUUUGUGUGUGUUGCCUGAUGACAGGAAUUGGAGAAACCAGGUCUUUGGCCCAGACAUGCAGAGUGAAAACAAUGCCAAGAUGGAUAACCUGAAUAAAAACAAAUAUAAUGACAAGUCAUGGACCUCUUCUACAGGCACCAAAGACCUGCAAGAACCAGACUUCACAAAGGAAUGUUUUGCAGACAAAUGUGUAGCAGAGAACUUGCAAGAGGAAUGGGGGAAAGUAGAUCAGGGAAGUCAGAGGCAUACGGAAGAUUCAGCAUGUAAUCUAGCUUGGAAUAAAGACUUAGGACAGAGUAGUAAGAACAGCAUUUCUGAGAAAAAACAAAUAUAUGGAGGAUUAGUGCAGGACCUAGAUCUCUGCAUGGAAUGUGGUGACUGCCCUGUGGGUAGAAAUACACCCUCAGCCAGGAACCACCCAGCAUCAGAAACUGCACAGUCUGGCAAAUCUUGGGACACCAAUUGGCUUGAGUCCACUUCAGUGCAGGUUACAGAUUUGGCCAGAGAAGCCAAUAGAGAAGAUGGAAAUUUAACCAAUGGAAAAUUACAUAGAACAGCAACAAGUCAUAUGGCAUCAAUUCAAUGGGAGAGAGGCAGAGCAGGAAAAGAUCAGUGUGGUUGGGAAGUUGGUACAAAGAUAGUGGACAAAGGUGAAUCCAGCAAGGGAGAAGUUUGUAAUGGACAAAUGACCCAUCUGUGCCCAUUUCCUGUGAAAGGAACGGGAGAUGUAACUCACUCACAACAGCUGCAAGUGCGCAGUGAUGAAAUGAUCCAUGAAGAAUCCUACACUCCAGAGACGCCUCCUGCAAUAAAUCUGGAAAUAGCCAAAAAUGCCCAGCAGGCAUUCAAGAAUCAUGGGGAUAUGGAUGGGCAGAUCAAAAGCAACUCUAGUGCCCUUUUAGUCACUGGGAGCUUGAGAUAUGAAGAUGUGCAAAGGACCCUCAUCCCUGAGCCCAAAGAAGCUAGAGAGAGAGCUUGCAAGAUCUCUCAGCCCCUGGAGGAGAAUGAAGAGCGAAUGCUACAGGCAGACUUCAGCGAGACAGAUAGGACUGUGUUUCUUGAGAGCCUGUCCAUAGCCAUUGAAAUGGAAGUAUUCCAAGCAGGUCUGCUAGAAAUGGAUCUUGAAGAUAAGAAACCAGAAAAAUUGUUGCCAACAGACAGUGCCUCUGAAAUCUAAGUACAGAGUCAGAUUUAACUGGCAAUAACCGGCAUGCUGCAGAGAAAUGAAAAAACCUGACACAUUCAGCUUUCCUGACAUGAGGUGAAUUCUUCACAUCCCCACAUCAACAAGGAAUUGAGACCCCCGGGGCAAAGGAAAACAUAGAGGGGACUGCAGGCCAUGUGGCCUUCUCACCCCAUGUGCCAACACCUCUACCGGAUGAGAAACUUCUGGACCUUUAGCCAGUGGCAUGGUAGCUGCAGGUCGUCUGCUGGAGUAUCUGUAUGUAGCACUGACCAACUCUUUAAGAGGAGAUGCAGCUAUUUUCAUCCUCGGAGCUGAAAGAGCAUGAAGUUUGAGCGUGCUUCUCCAAGCAACAUAAAUUGAGAAGCUGUGGAAGUAGAAAGGAAUGGACUCCCCAAGGCAUGUAAUGCUCAUGUUGUAUGAUGCACAGGCAGUCCUCAGACUUAA